Galdieria sulphuraria is the source of this 908-nucleotide messenger RNA. Its product is annotated as 3-oxoacyl-(acyl-carrier-protein) reductase. Gene Ontology annotation, molecular function: oxidoreductase activity. The coding region runs from base 14 to 796 and encodes 260 amino acids. NCBI's taxonomy places the organism in Eukaryota, Rhodophyta, Bangiophyceae, Galdieriales, Galdieriaceae. The record is from RefSeq and is a predicted model, not a curated record. The transcript has 3 exons.
CUAUCAAGAGAUCAUGUCUCAAUCAGGCAAUAUGGAAAAGGAACUGUCACCCGAACUGAAGACUGCCAUGGUGACCGGAGCUACUGGAAUAUUGGGUCAAGCAACAGUCAAGAUGUUGUUAUCGGAAGGUUUUAGGGUGGUUAUUCAUGAUGUCAACGUGGAGGCCUUGAAUACUUUUGUAGACAGUCUCGGAAACUUGGCUUCGAGAACCAAGUGCUAUCCCAUUUGCUUCGAUGCAAGUAAGCCGGAAUCGGUAUUAGAGGCUUGUAAAAGAAUUGGAGAAGAGUUUGGUCCCGUGUAUGUAUUAAUUAACAAUAAUGGAUUUCUAUCCAACACAGGAGUAUUGGAUACCACACCUAAAGAGUGGAGGAGAAUAUUUGCUCAGAAUGUAGAUUCUGCUUUUCUAGUUUCUAAGGAAUUGUUGCCGCAUAUGAAAAGUAAAAAGUUUGGAAGAAUUAUCAACACUUGUUCUUUAGCAGGAAAGACGGGAGGAGUCAAUGCGGGUAUUGCUUAUUCCACGUCCAAAGGUGCAUUACAGACACUUACUUUUGGACUUGCCAGAGAAAGUGCACGAGAUGGAAUAACGGUCAAUGCUAUUGCACCGGCAUAUCUUCGAACACCCACUUUGGAACAUUAUCCACCAGAAAUAGUGGAAAGACUAUUGGAAACUAUUCCAGUAGGAAGAUUUUGUGAACCAGAAGAGUAUGCGCAUACAGUUCGUUUUCUUAUUUCUCCACUUGCAGGAUUUAUUACGGGAGAAGUGAUAGAUAUGAAUGGUGGUUUACUGAUGGAUUAGGAAGAAUAGGUUGAUAUAGUUGUUGGUAACAUUCGGAUAUGCUUCCUUUGACAAGAAAAUCUUCCGUAAAGCGUUGCUUUGUCGGUAUGGGAAUGAACACUAUUGUGCUUAU